AUGCUCCGCGGCCACCAGGAGUCUGGGGCGUGGGAGGAAGCCAGGACCCCCUGUGGCUCGCUGGCAGCGGCGGCUCCCGGCGGAGGGCCCUCACCUCCUCUGGUCCCGAGGCUGGACUCGGAGCUGGGGACGGACAGUCUCUUUUCCAGGCUGGAGACGUGUGACGUGACCGCGGUGGAGCUGCUGCGACGGAACUCGGGAUGGGUGUUUGAGAACCCAGCCCUGGGCGUGCUGGACUACCGGGUGCUGGGCACCGACUUCAGGGACUACGCCAUCGUCUUCACCCAGCUGGAGUUCAAGGAUGAGGCCUUCAGCACCGUGGAGUUGUACAGCCGGACGCAGCGGGCCAGCCCGGAGGCCGCGCGCCUCUUCACCAGGUGGAGCAAGGGCCUGGGCUUCCUGUCCCAGCAGCAGGCCACGCUGCAGCAGGACCGAAGGCAGCUGAAAAUGGGGCCAAGGAGGCUGGCGUCCGUGCUGGUCCUGGCACUGCUGCUGGCCACAGGGUCCCGGCCACAGGACCAGCUGCCCAGGGAGGCCUACAGCCUCAACUGGAACAAGUUUUCAGGGUUCUGGUACAUUCUGGCUGUCGCCUCCGAUGGCCAGGGCUUCCUGCCCGGCAGACACGGGAGGAAGCUGGGGGCGUCCAUGGUGAAGAUUCGCAAAGCAGGCCAGCUGGAGGUGGUCCUGGCCUUCAGCCGGUCACAGGGGUGCCAGUCACACAUGCUGAUUCUGCGGAAAGACGGGAAGAAGGCGACGUUCAGGAACCCAUUGAGGGGGGUGCAGGGCUUCCAUGUGCUGUCCACUGACUACAGCUACGGCGUGGUCUCCCUGCGGCUGGGCCGGGCCGGCCGGGCCUCCAGGACCCUGCUGUUCUUCAGCCGACAGAGCGUGUCCAGCUUCCCGAGCGUGAAGAAAUUCAUAGACAUUUGUGAGAUUUUGGAGCUCACGGAUGGUGUGACCUUUCUCCCAAAAGACGCCUCCUGUGCGCACACCAUCCUGCCCUGAGAGCCAGCCGUCCCUCUUUACUUUGGGGCUUGGCUUCUGGUCCCCCUUGCCCCCAGGAGCAUUCUUCAAGACCACAGGUGUUUGCAUCCGUCGGCUUAUUGAGAGGUGUUUGGUGGCCCCAGGCCAUUGAUGGGGUGAAGUCCAAGGGCCAUGGUUCUAGCCCAAAAAGGAUCCAUGAUGACCACCAGGAGAUGGGGAUAGGAGGGCAUGUGGUAACCGGGCAGGGAGAUGCCAAAGCCGGCCCACCAGCUCAUGUCCUGGUGGAGGGAUGCUGUCACCUCCUGUCUGCUGUAAAACAGAUCUUGGUCAGGACCGGGAGCCCACGGAGGCUGAGCCUGAGGGUGAAAAGGCUGAGGUGGGAGAUGUGGGUGUCCAGGGCCGGGUCGGUGCCGGGUCACCCAGGGAAGAGCCCCGGGGGCCGGUGUGGGGCCAGGGGAUGAGUCUGGCCUCAGAGCGCCCAGCUGAGGACUGCAGGGGGGAGGAGGUCUGGGCUGGGGUCCUGG
This is a messenger RNA of Suricata suricatta (meerkat), 1508 nucleotides long. Its product is annotated as epididymal-specific lipocalin-10-like. Lineage: Eukaryota; Metazoa; Chordata; Mammalia; Carnivora; Herpestidae. The coding region runs from base 1 to 1005 and encodes 334 amino acids. The transcript is spliced from 10 exons. Gene Ontology annotation, molecular function: small molecule binding. The record is from RefSeq and is a predicted model, not a curated record.